GCGUUCUAUAGUAACAGUAGGUGCUACAAGCGGGUCCCUGUGUUUCUCUAUCACAUACGUUCAGCGUUCAGUGAGUGUACGAGUAUAUUAUAUACUUAACAUAAAAAUUGUGAGUUUUGUGAAAACGGUACGAUAUUUCGUGUUGAAAUGUUACAGCUGGCAGCAAUGCUGGUGUUUAACCCUCACUAAACAUGUGGUUUGAUCCUCAGGUAUGCCCUAAUCAAGUUGCCAUUGGGUAUUUUUGUUAGAAGAAAGAUUGAACCAUACUCCGAUUAAAGAACUGUGCCAUGAUGGGUGUGCAGGCGACGACAGGACAAGCGGCUGGCGGCGGAGGAUGUAAGAGGAAACUAGAGGCGGCGACGGCGCCAUCGGACUCGUCGACACCGGCGAAAACGGGCCGUUGGGAGGCGGACGAUUGCAUAGCGCGUCUCCAGGCCGUGGCGGUACCGGCGGCGGAUGCUUGGCGAACGCCGACGCCGUCGCUAGCGGCCUCGUUGCUCACCACCACCGGGAGCUCGGGGACGGCCGGUACCAACGGCGGCGUUACGACGCUGGACGAUGAUUUCGAUGACGAGGAGUUCGACGACGAGCUGUCGGACGACGAGAAGUGCGGAGGCGGCGUUCCGGAGCCGGCUAGGUUUACCCCGCACCAGUAUAGUAGGUUUCAAACCCAAACCGACUACUGGCAGUACUACCAACCCCCCCAACAGCAAACGAUCCGGUGCGAAGAAAACGGCAAGAGUUAUUUAGAGCUCGGUGCUUCCCCGCCGGCGCGAACGCGCUGCUGCGACGGCCGAACGCGAUGGUGCCACGUCCCCUGUUACCGACAAAGACGGUUGGCGGUGUUGAAUCUGUCCAUGUGCAAACUGGCGAGGUAUCGGCAGUGUUCGGACCCCUCGUUGAGGCGAUCGGUGCUCAUUUGCAAUACGCUGCGGAGGCUGGAAAGAGAAAUGGAGUCUGAACCGCCGGAGCCGAGUUAUCCAGCGUCGUUACCACCUUUGUCUCCCAUCACGGUACAAGAAACCAACUACGAACAAAGCCUAAGAGACAUGAACUGCUCGGGGAGGGCCACUCCCUUUCCUUCCAACCCCCCAGACAACGAUUCAGGCUUGGGCGAUGACGAGUCAACGAGGCCGAUCAAUUGGGGCUCCGUCCUCAGCUUGACGAGCCAAACGGACUUGGAAUCGCUGAACAACAAUGAACUUUACGCUGAAUUAGGACUUAGUAGUAGUGAAAAUUCAGAGUGGAAAGAAUCCGUUCGGACUGAGAAUGAGUGGGACGGGUUCAUGCACGUCCUAGUGGGGGGCACGUAGCAUUAGGCGGCUAAAAAUGUAUUAUAGGUCAGAUCUAUAAUGUUUUCUAAGAGAAGCGAGCACUUUAAACUGUGUUGAAUCGCGAACAAUUAUGAUCGAACAAAUUUCGAAACAGUUUGAAGGGUUUUUUUCUCUGACCAUGGUUGAUAUUUUUUCUGUGAACUGGCCUAUCAUCUCAGGUUGUGAUUUUUAUAGUUUAGAGAAAAUUAUAAAGACAUGGUGCGUUUGUGAACGAAUGUGCAGCUAGUUGUUGAUUAUGUUUUUAAAUCUUUGCUGUGCUAGAAGUUUUUUGUGCUGCAAAAUAAUUGAAAUAUGCAAUUUAAGCAUCAUUUUACGGUAAAAAUAAAUCUAUCAAAAAGGUUAUAUAGAUGUUAGUAUUCAGACCAAAAGGUUUUGAGUUGUAGCCGUGCAAAUAUGAAAAAUUGUUGCAUCUACUGCUCAGAAACUACUGAUUUGAAUACAGACAUUCCUAUAUACUUUUUAAUAGAGAAUUUAAUUGUUUAAAAUUUUGUAUAGUACUAUUUCUAUGGUACGGUUGCUAAGAAGCUACUUAUUCCCGAUUUAGAUACCCAAUUUACAUUUUUAAAUCAAAUGAAUCAAAAAUUGUUAAAAAAUAAAUGGUGCCGAUUUUAUUAGAAAUAAAAUUUAAAUAAAACGUCUUGGAUUAAAAAUUUUUUUGGUCAAAAUUUACAAAAAAAUAUCAAAAAUUUGCAUUUUGAUUCGGGAAAAAUACUGAUAUUUUACAGCUACAGAAAACUGACAGGCUUGGAAUAUACUUAAUUCAAAAACUGGUUUGAUGAUCUCUUAAUGCUCAAUUUGUCGAAACAUAGCACAGAAAAUAGUUUUGAAAUGGUCUGGCAGAAUCUUCUCGUUUUGAAAUUUAAAUUAAAAAAUUUUACCUUACUAAAUCGCCAAUUCACAACGGGAUAGAUCUGGUGAAUCUCAUGGCUAAAGCUGGAUUAAUAAAAACGGUCAAAUAAAAAACAACCAGAAUAACAGAGAUAUGAACGGUUGAGGACAUUUAAGCAGAUGAAAAGCUGACAAUCAAACUGAAUUGUAGAAGAACAAGUGUGGCAUCUUAAUAACAGGGCUCAAAUUAUUUUAAACAAUUCUUCUUAUUUUUAUAAAACAUUUUUUAGUCCAAUCAAAUAGACCUUUAAAUCAAAAUUUUGGAGGAAAUUUGGAGGAAUUUUUGAUAUAAGUCACGUUAGAGUAUUUGAAAACGAUAUGUAAAAAAAUUUUGUUUUUCAAGCACCGGCAAAUGUCAAAAAACAAGAAAAUAAAGUGUUUUUUUGAGGUUAUUUAAAAACGGUAGGUGCUAUAAAAAAAAGUUCUUAAUAAAAAUUGUAAAGCAUAAAGUUUUACAUAAAAAUGAUAUUUGACAUUUUUUGCUAUUAUUAAAACUGACAGAGUUAGGGUGGUUAGAAAUUAAGAGGAAAUAUAUAUUAAGAAAAAUUAUUUAUAACAAUUUUAAUUUCAAAAUUUUCAAUUAAUUAUACAAAUUUAUAUGGUAAAUUUUAAAGUAAACUUAUUAGCUUAACAUUUUAAAUAGGAAGGAAAAUGGGG
Molecule: messenger RNA, 2879 nt
Organism: Psylliodes chrysocephalus
Lineage: Eukaryota; Metazoa; Arthropoda; Insecta; Coleoptera; Chrysomelidae
Source: the annotation of a GenBank genome assembly